Molecule: messenger RNA, 1389 nt
Organism: Pteropus alecto (black flying fox)
Lineage: Eukaryota; Metazoa; Chordata; Mammalia; Chiroptera; Pteropodidae
Gene: OLFM3
Product: olfactomedin 3
Exons: 6
Coding region: 1-1389 (462 amino acids)
Biological process (GO): signal transduction
Source: RefSeq, a predicted model, not a curated record
AUGAGUUCUCCACUGCUGAAGCUUGGCGCUGUGCUUAGUACCAUGGCAAUGAUCUCAAACUGGAUGUCCCAAACUCUACCAUCCUUGGUAGGACUGAAUUCCACAAGGCUGUCGACGACAGAUGCCUUAACCCAGAUUAGUCCCAAAGAAGGCUGGCAAGUGUACAGCUCAGCACAGGAUCCCGACGGGCGAUGCAUUUGCACAGUGGUUGCUCCGGAACAGAACCUGUGUUCCCGGGAUGCCAAAAGCAGGCAGCUUCGCCAACUGCUGGAAAAGGUUCAGAACAUGUCCCAGUCUAUUGAAGUCUUAAAUUUGAGAACCCAGAGAGAUUUCCAAUAUGUUCUAAAAAUGGAAACCCAAAGAACAAUCGGCUGCUUUUCACAGGAGCUGAAAGAGAAGAUGGACGAGCUCCUGCCCUUGAUCCCUGUGCUGGAACAGUACAAAACAGAUGCCAAGUUAAUCACCCAAUUCAAGGAGGAAAUCCGGAAUCUGUCUGCAGUCCUCACUGGGAUUCAGGAGGAAAUCGGAGCCUACGAUUACGAGGAACUACAUCAAAGGGUGCUUAGCUUGGAAACCAGACUACGUGACUGCAUGAAAAAGCUAACAUGUGGAAAACUGAUGAAAAUCACAGGCCCAAUUACAGUCAAGACAUCUGGAACCCGAUUUGGUGCUUGGAUGACAGAUCCAUUAGCAUCUGAAAAAAAUAACAGAGUCUGGUACAUGGACAGUUAUACUAACAACAAAAUUGUCCGUGAGUACAAAUCAAUUGCGGAUUUUGUCAGUGGGGCAGAAUCAAGGACAUACAACCUCCCUUUCAAAUGGGCAGGAACUAACCAUGUUGUCUACAAUGGCUCACUCUAUUUUAACAAGUAUCAGAGUAACAUAAUCAUCAAAUACAGCUUUGAUAUGGGGAGAGUGCUUGCCCAAAGAAGCCUGGAGUAUGCUGGCUUUCACAAUGUUUACCCCUACACAUGGGGUGGAUUCUCUGACAUUGACCUAAUGGCUGAUGAAAUCGGGCUGUGGGCCGUGUAUGCAACUAACCAGAAUGCAGGCAAUAUUGUCAUCAGUCAACUUAACCAAGAUACCUUGGAGGUGAUGAAAAGCUGGAACACCGGCUAUCCCAAAAGAAGUGCAGGGGAAUCUUUCAUGAUCUGUGGGACAUUGUAUGUCACCAACUCCCACUUAACUGGAGCCAAGGUGUAUUAUUCCUAUUCUACCAAAACCUCCACCUAUGAGUACACAGACAUCCCCUUUCACAACCAAUACUUUCACAUAUCCAUGCUUGACUACAAUGCCAGAGAUAGAGCUCUUUAUGCCUGGAACAAUGGUCACCAGGUCCUGUUCAAUGUCACCCUUUUCCACAUCAUUAAGACUGAGGAUGACACAUAA